Molecule: messenger RNA, 2021 nt
Organism: Doryrhamphus excisus (bluestripe pipefish)
Lineage: Eukaryota; Metazoa; Chordata; Actinopteri; Syngnathiformes; Syngnathidae
Source: RefSeq, a predicted model, not a curated record
GGUGGCGCACGGCGGAGACGCACGACGCGACUCUUCCGCUCUUCCACGGCGCGACGUUUGUUUUUUUUUUUCCAUUUUGCACUUCUUCUACUUGACGCUAUUAAUGGGCAUAAUGUCCACCCGAGAAGCUUUAUACUUUGACCGCUCCCUCCUGAGCAGACAAGCUUGCUCCUCGUCGUCGUAAAGAAGAGAAAAGUCGUGGGUGACUUUUUUUUUGGUGCGUAAAAAGCCGCGCAAUAAGAAGCGAAGCUAGCAGCCUGGUGGUCUGGCUUGCUGUUGACAGUAUGAGCCUGGCCGGCGGACGGGCGAAGGAAGCGGGCUGUCCGUCUGUAGUCCUCGGAGCGUGGAUUUAACGCGAAUUCAUGUGGACUUUAUCGGAACCCAAAGGUGGAACGACGACCGGACACAGCGCCUCCUCGUCAGUUGACUGACUGAUCAUGGUCGCCGUGGUCGGCUCUCUCAUGGUACUGCUGCUCGCCGAGGUGUUGAUGGAAGGUGCGACGGGGCUCAUCCCUGAAGUGGGCCGGCGGAAGUACAGCGACUCGGGAACGCAGAGCCCGCAGCAGACCGAGAGCUUCCUAAACGAGUUUGAGAUGCGGCUACUCAGCAUGUUCGGACUCAAGCGCAGACCCACGCCGGGAAAGAACGCCGUGGUGCCGCAGUACAUGGUGGAUCUCUACCGCAUGCACUCCGCCAACGGCGACCACAGCGCCAGGCGGCCCCGGAGCAUGGGGAAACACGCCGAGAGGGCGGCGAGCAAGGCCAACACGAUUAGAAGCUUUCACCACGAAGAGUCCUUGGAGGCCCUGGCCCGCCUGAAAGGCAAAACCACCCAGCAGUUCUACUUCAACCUCACUUCCGUCCCCAAAAAAGAGCUCAUCACGUCCGCAGAGCUUCGCAUCUACAGGGAUCAGGUCCGGGGAGUCCCUCGCCCCAGCAACAGCAGCAACUAUACUGCAGCAGCCGGGUUCCAUCGCAUUAACAUUUAUGAGAUAUUCGGGGGUCCCAAAAGUAGCCAAGCAGAGCCGCUGGUCCGCUUGCUGGACACCCGACUCGUGCAGGACUCUUUGAGCAGAUGGGAGAGCUUCGACGUCAGCCCUGCUGUAUCUCAGUGGACCUCCGGGAACGGCCAUAACCACGGCUUCAUGGUGGAGGUGCACCACCCGGAAGACCGGGAGUUGAACGGCGAGCAUUCCCAGAGACGAAGCCGACACGUCAGGGUGAGCCGGUCCCUGCACCAGGACCGGGACUCGUGGCCUCAAGCGAGGCCUCUGCUGGUCACGUACGGCCACGACGGGCGCGGGGACUCGGUGCUGCACACGCGGGAGAAACGUCAAGCGGCGCUCCGCAAGCAGCGCAGGAAGCACCAGCACAAGGCCAGCUGCAAGAGACACGCCCUUUACGUAGACUUCAGUGAUGUGGGUUGGAACGAGUGGAUAGUGGCGCCCCCUGGCUACCACGCCUUUUACUGUCACGGGGAAUGUCCGUUCCCUUUGGCAGACCACCUGAAUUCUACCAAUCACGCCAUUGUGCAGACACUGGUCAACUCGGUCAACUCCAACAUUCCCAGAGCCUGUUGCGUGCCCACGGACCUUAGCCCCAUCUCUCUGCUUUACCUGGACGAAUACGAGAAGGUCAUCCUUAAAAACUACCAGGACAUGGUGGUGGAGGGAUGUGGAUGCCGGUGAGAAACGGAUGCUGGUAUGUACGGAAGGACAGAGGCACCCAAAAAGGACUUGAAAAGUUUUUAUGGACACCCGCUUUCCCCGAUGAAGACAUUAUUUAUAUGAAAAGAAAUAGAAAUCACAGAGAAAGACACUAUAUGAAUAUAUUUAUGUCUACGUAAUGUUGGGAAAUAAAUAUUUGAAUCAGAGGAAUAUACAGUAUAUAUUCCUUUUACUGGUUUUAAACAUGUGUUUCUGAUGUACAUUUCCAAAUGGGUGCAAUACCACAUGAAGUAUAAUGCUCAGAUUUUUAUUUUGUAUUUAUUUCUAUCAUAACCACUUUAUUUGUAAAUAAAU